GCCUCUAACAAGGCAGUCAAUUAUGAUAAAAUCAGAGAAAUCAUGCAGGCCCCUGACGAAAACCCGGCUGUUUCUCAACCGAUUAACCAAGGCUCUAGCUCUAUAUACUCGCCUCAAUCCGGCCUCGCUGGCCGGGGCGACUGUCCUGGCUACCCACUUUAUCUCCCAGUCGGCGCCAGACAUUCGAAAAAAACUAAAAAAAGCGGAGGAGGGACCACAGACUCCCAUCGCCGACCUAGUGAAAAUGGCCUUUAAAGUUUUUAACUUCCGGGAGGAGGCAGCUGAGCUGAAACGACAGGCCAGACUCCAGCAAAAGGUCCCGCUAUAAACUGCUCUGGUGGCAGCCCUGCGGCCGGCCGGCUCCCGGAGCCAACAUAAAAGGGGAACCAACCACACCCCUCCGGGGGCCUGUUUCAAAUGCGGAGCUGAGGGACACUGGUCCCGUCAAUGUCCCAAUCCAAAAGAGCCCACCCGACCCUGUCCCCAGUGCCGACUGACGGACACUGGAAAUCCGCCUUCCCAAGCCUCGGGGGAUCCUCAGCGCCUCCACGUGGGGGAAACACCGAGACAGUAAGUCCUGCUCUCCAGCUACUUGGAUUAGAGGAGGGCUGACGGGGCCCAGACUCGGACACCCCUCUCACCCAGGCCGAGCCCAGGGUCAUGCUCCAGGUAGCGGGCUGGAUUGAAGCAUUUCCCACGGCCCGGGAGACAGCAGAUGUAGUGGCCACUAUCCUCAUCGAACACAUCAUUCCAUGAUUUGGACUGCUCCGAACUCUGCAGUCGGACAACAGACCUUCCUUCGUUUCCAGCAUCACUCACCAGGUGGCAGAAACCCUUAACAUCACCUGGAAACUCGACAUCCCUUACCAUCGCCAGUCAUCGGGUAAGGUAGAAAAGGCAAACGGACUGCUGAGGGCCCAACUCACUAAACUUUAGAAACUCACCUCUCGUGGCCCAAUUUACUACCCCUUGCCCUCAAUCGACUCAGGGCGACUCCCCGCGGGCCCUCGGGAUUAAGUCCUUUCGAACUUCUAUAUGGGCAGCCAUUUCUCCUAACUCACAACCUCCCGGCCUCCCCUCCACCCCUCCUUUCAUACCUGGCCUACCUGACCCUCCUCCGGGCCCUUUUACAAGCCCAUGCUGACGCAGUCAUACCAGCCCCAGACACCCAUGGUGAAGGGGAGGCCACCACCCAAACCUUACUCCCUGGAGACCAGGUCCUCCUUAGGGACUUACAACCAGGUUCCCUCCAGCCACGGUGGUCUGGAUCCCACACCGUCAUCCUCACCACCUCAACUGCAGCAAAAUUGCUGGGGCAUCAGCCCUGGGUACACAUCAAUAACCUUAAGCGGGCACCAAAAUCAGAUGAUUGGACCUCGCAGAUGGUGGGCCCAACCCAACUUCGGCUGGUACGUACUCCUAAUCCUGGUUCUUCUACACCCCCUGGUCUGGGCAACUGAAUGUAACCGGUGUAUGCAUGGCAGUGGACAAAGAAGGUAUUUCCAAUCCUAUACCUAUAUGCCCAAAAUAUGCUACGAAGGAAAAACCCCAAUCACUUGUACCUCCACUCAUGCCCCAGGAAAAACCUUUUGGGCCUCUGAACUUAAUGCCCAGAGGACAACAAAAUCUCCCUGCAACCAAUACCCCAAGACAGGAACCGUCUGCUGGACUUACCUAGCCCAAAUAGGACUCUCUGACGGGGGAGGAGUCCAAGACCAAGCUAAACACAAUCAGACCAAACAAAUGCUCCAAAACCUACAUACCCAACGACAGGCCCAGAUCACCCCUACUUACAGGGGACUCAACCUCGAUACCCUACAAAAUUUUCUCCCCACUGACCAACUGACUAAUACUCUAAUAAACUCUAGUUACAACCUCUGGCAGAACCUGACUGGCGACCGCGACUGUUGGGUCUGUUUCCCUUUCUCUACCAUUACCAAUAUCAUCGGAAUCCCCAUCCCAACAACGUGGCGCCUCCCCAAUAUCACUACUACUAACCAAACGGUCCACACGGGGGCCCUGGGAAAACCAAUACCUAUCUAUAACCUCUCCUCAACCCAGGACAUUCUCACCUUCAACGCCUCAUCUGCCAGCUCCUCCCUCCCCUACUGUACCCCUCCUGGAAUAUUUCUCUCAUGUCCGGAGGGGAUCUACCGCUGCCUAACUGCCAGUGAUUCCCUAAACUGCAUCUUUAUUCUCCUAUCCCCUUCAACCAACAUCUAUUCACAUACUCAGCUCCUGUCUCUCUUAUUCCCAACACACCGAGCCAAACGAGCGGUUUUCGUUCCCCUUCUCAUUGGGGCAGGCCUAGCCACUGGCAUCGCCACCGGGGUGGCAGGCCUCGGAACUUCCAUAAAUUUUUAUUACAAACUCUCCCAGGCCCUCAAUGAGGACAUGGAACGAAUCGCCGAUUCCCUCACUGCUCUACAGACCCAGAUUACUAGUCUUGCAGCCGUAGCCCUACAAAACAGACGGGCUUUAGACCUCCUGACGGCUGAAAAAGGGGGAACCUGCCUCUAUCUGAAGGAGGAGUGUUGCUACUACGUUAACCAAUCAGGCAUAGUCACAUCCAAAGUUCGUGAACUCAGGGACCGAAUCCAGGCGAGGCGCCAGGACUCCCACAUAUGGGGUCUAGACCCCCAUGCCUGGGUAACCUGGCUCCUGCCCCUGGCGGGACCCCUAUGCUUAAUCCUGCUAUCAAUCUCGGUUGCCCCCUGUCUUAUUAGGUAUCUGUGGGAGCGGCUCCAGGAAAUGUCCCGAGUCUCAGUAAAUCAACUCCUCCUGCAGCCCUACUCUCGCCUGCCCACCUCCGACUACCCCUAUAACGACGCCCACCCGUCAGCAGGAAGUAGCCGGAACUGAAUCGACGCCCCUUCCAUCUAUAUUUAAAACAAAAGGUCGGAAUGUUGGGCCGGCUGAGAGGUGGGGCAGAGACGCCACAGAAUGGCAGACCUUCUUAAGAUGGCUGACCUUCCCACCACUACAUCGAUGACUGUUACUACACUGGCAGGAAACAGAAAUUUAAACCUUCCAAUCCUGGACUUUGCAGUCAAGAGACUGCCCCUGUUAUCUGAACCCCCACUAACAGUCCAUAAAACCCCACCACCACCCAACCAGGGCGCAACUUCCCUGACUCCCUUUCUUGAGUCACGGAACCUCGCCCAAGGGUGCAUACAGUAAAACUCCUUCUGUGGA
Hyaena hyaena (striped hyena) is the source of this 3195-nucleotide messenger RNA. Its product is annotated as syncytin-1-like. Lineage: Eukaryota; Metazoa; Chordata; Mammalia; Carnivora; Hyaenidae. Bases 1138 to 2862 code for a protein of 574 amino acids. The record is from RefSeq and is a predicted model, not a curated record. The transcript has 2 exons.